Molecule: messenger RNA, 1226 nt
Organism: Westerdykella ornata
Lineage: Eukaryota; Fungi; Ascomycota; Dothideomycetes; Pleosporales; Sporormiaceae
Exons: 2
Coding region: 52-1077 (341 amino acids)
Molecular function (GO): oxidoreductase activity
Source: RefSeq, a predicted model, not a curated record
AAGCUAUCAACGCUGCGACAUUGCCCCAUCCUCUCGAACUCGCCCAGAGGGAUGUCGUUUCUCUUCCGCCGUCCGGGCGCCCUUAUUGUUCUGGGUUCGUCAGCCAUUGGAGGGGCUGCAUACCGCUACACAGCACCACCGUCGUCUUCGUCCUCGUCUCUCAACCCUCACGAUUUCACCCCAUACACCUUAGUCGACAAGAAACCUGUUUCAUCAUCGAACUCGAUAUUUACACUAAGGAAUCGCGAGGGCGCCGCUGACCCCGAAAGCGUUAAAGAGGCCUGGAGACAUGGCGUUUGGAGUAUUCAGAUCAAGCAACCCCAGCUGCAGAUUGCCCGCGACUACACACCUCUCCCUCCAACGCCCGAUGUCGCUGAUGACAAUGACACGGAACUGCAUGAUAUUCGCCUCCUGAUCAAGAAGGAGGAGGGAGGGGAAGUCUCCAACUAUCUACAUCGUUUACCGGAGCAAUCGACCAUCGAGAUAAGGGGACCCAAACUCGAAUGGGAGCUUCCAGAUGAUAUCAAGGAAGUCAUCUUUCUGGCAGGAGGGACAGGCAUUGCACCUGCGCUUCAAGUCGCGCAGGCAAUGGGUCACAGACCAGGGACCAGGCUGCAUAUACUAUGGGCAAACAGAAAGAGAGAGGAAUGCGUAGGAGGCAAGAGUGAUGGUACGGACGCUCAUAAGGUUCUAAGGAGCCCUCUAGGCUCAUGGAAGCGUUACCUUGCAUUUGGGACUGCACCGAGCCCUGGGCAAAAGCCUCUCGCCCGUCAAGGAAAAGGCGCCAUUGUGCAAGAACUCGAGGCUUUGAAGAAGCACAAUGCCUCACAGUCGAGCGGGCUCGAGGUGCAAUACUUUGUGGACGAGGAGAAGACCUUUAUAGCACCCCAAGAUGUUGCGCGCCGCUUAAACCCACAACAACCUUGCUCCAGGGUCAUCCUCAUCGCAGGUCCAGACGGAUUCAUCGACUACUGGGCCGGCAAGAAGAUCUGGAUCGGUGGGAGAGAAGCACAAGGGCCGCUUGGAGGAGUGUUGGGUAAAAUGGAUCUCAGAGGGUGGUCGGUAUUCAAGUUGUGAUCCAUUGCGCCUAAGAGCAUCUGUGCAGCAAAUUGACUAUGACAUAAUCAAACGGUUGAGUCCAUCCUUCAAGCAUAUCCGGACUGGCUUCGUUUUUCCCGUCUGGGUUAGCGAUCCUUCGCGACAAUAAUUCCGCGCUGAUAAAUUCU